This is a messenger RNA of Dacryopinax primogenitus, 333 nucleotides long. RefSeq lists its product as uncharacterized. NCBI's taxonomy places the organism in Eukaryota, Fungi, Basidiomycota, Dacrymycetes, Dacrymycetales, Dacrymycetaceae. The record is from RefSeq and is a predicted model, not a curated record. The transcript has 2 exons. The coding region runs from base 1 to 333 and encodes 110 amino acids.
AUGCCUGGCACCUCUCCCGUUUGCGACCAAACCAUUCCACUAGGCGCUGCGGAAACAGGGCUACCUACCACCCUUUCUAGCAGUCGUACUUUUCCCGAAGGAAUGGGCUUCCAGGAUGGACGUGAAGCAGAUGUGGUUACACUAAAUGUUCUACCAGAGGAGGCAACUGCGGUUGUGUCUGUCCUGAGCACCGACCAGAAACUAAGCAACGGCUCUAAGAAGGAUGCUGGCUUCUGGCUAAUUAUCUUUGCUCUGUGCAUGGCGACGUGGUUGGCAGCAGUAGAUCUCGCUGCUGUCUCCACUGCUCUUCCAACUAUAAUCGCAGCUCUUUAA